AUGAAAAGAGUAGAGGACUUGAGAAGAGAAAGAGAUAACAAUGAGAGGAAAAGGUCUAGGGUCUCACAGAAAGAGAGAACAAGGGAGCUUUUUGGCAUGUCGAUUGCAUUUCUUUUCGUUCAAGAAACUGUUGAGGGGGUGGUUGCGGCAGUGAAAAGGCUCAAAGAUGUGUCUAUAUCCGAAAAGGAAUUUAGGGAGAAGGUCGAAACUGCAGGACCAAUAGAUCAUGAGAAUUUGGUCCCACUCAGGGCUAAUUACUAUAGCAAGGAUGAGAAGCUUAUUAUAUAUGGUUAUAUGCCAAUUGGAAGCCUGUCUGCACUUCCACAUGGGAAUAGAGGGGUUAGUAUGACUCUACCAAUUUGGGAAGCUAGGUCUGGCAUUGCCCUUGGAGCCACCCGAGGGAUUGCUUAUAUCCACUCAUGGGGUUCCGCAAGUCCCCAUGGAGACAUUAAGUCAUCAAAUAUCCUUCUCACUAAAUCCUGUGAAGGCCAAGUUUCUGACUUUGGCCUUGCUCAUCUAGUUGGGCCCAUUGCCAUUCCUAACCGUGUUGUUGGCUACUGUGCACUAGAGGCGACAGAUGCUCGUAAAGCUCCCACACAUGCCCUCUUAAAUGAGGAAGGAGUGGACUUUCCAAGAUGGGUCCAGUCUGUGGUUCAAGAAGAGUGGACAGCCGAGGUGUUUGACCUUGAGCUCCUUAGGUACCAGAACGUUGAGAAGGAGAUGAAGAACCACAGGUCCACACUUGCGCUGCAACAGUUCUACGCAAGCGACCCCUUCGCCAUCGCCUUUGACGACUCCUUCCUUGUUCGCGCUCGUGAUGAUGUCAUCUAA
Messenger RNA from Vitis vinifera (wine grape), 831 nucleotides. Its product is annotated as probable inactive receptor kinase At1g48480. The record is from RefSeq and is a predicted model, not a curated record. Gene Ontology annotation, biological process: protein phosphorylation. NCBI's taxonomy places the organism in Eukaryota, Viridiplantae, Streptophyta, Magnoliopsida, Vitales, Vitaceae. The coding region runs from base 1 to 831 and encodes 276 amino acids. Gene Ontology annotation, molecular function: ATP binding; protein kinase activity. The transcript is spliced from 3 exons.